AUGGAGGACCCGUGGCUUUCUAUCAAUGACAGAACUAUGGACCUAGUUUAUGCUGCCAACUGGGUUGGAGCGAACAAUUUAAACAGUUAUAAAGAGGACGAUGAACAGUCAAACAGCUCCAAAUUCAAUUCAAUAUCUAGAAGCAAAUCUUGCCGUGACGUAGGACGUAGUGUAGAUAAAGAAGAGAAUAACAAUACCUAUUUACAAGCAAGUCAAAGUUACAAGUAUAAUCACAAUGGUGGCAAUGAAAAUAUUUCUCAGUUGGCUAAAUAUCAACAAGAUAUUGAGGAAAAGGCACGAUCGAACCAAAAUUUUUUGAUGCAAAAUAAAUUAAAACAUAGUUACAGCUUCAAAGAUAUGCCAAAUGGAUACAAACCGUCAACAUUACGAAGAGUAAAAAGAAGGAACUUCACUGAAUGGGAUAUUGAAGCUUUUGGUACUAAUGACCGACAUCCACCUCCUGUUCCACCUCAAAGAAAGGAGUCUUUGAAAUAUGCACAUCGCCAAAGAAAAGUCGAUUCCAAAAAAAAUUGUUAUCCCCUUCCUGAUCCUGGCCCGGUACCACCCGACCCAUCUUCAGAAUCAUAUUACGAAUAUUAUGCAAGAGUCAGUCAACAAAACAAUGAUACUGAUAGUGAUAAGAUUAAACUAAUGCAGAAGAAUCCCAAAAAAGAAAGAAAUGUCUUAAACGGUGAUAUGAAAUCUAAUGGUACAGUUCGUGGAUAUGGAAAUGAUACAAUGUACCAAAUAAUUAAUUCAAUGGCAACAUUAGAUUUAACACCAAUCAAAUCUAGAACAGGAAAUAAGAACCUCGACAUGGAUAGUGACGCGGAAGAUCUAGGUUUAUAUAUGCAUCCUAUUAAUGAAUCUUUAUCAACAUGCGAACCACUUCCUCAACACACAACGCAACCUGACAAUGAACGGAACGGACGUACAGACAGCAUUAGACCAAGUUUUCGGUCAAAAUCUUUAAGAGUAAAAAGCGAAGGAAGGGCGCCUCUACGGGCUUAUCUUGAUACAACAGACCAUGAAAUUAAUGCAUACAGUGGUGUUACUGUUACACAACCGAAGCGAAAUCUCUCUCCAAGUGAACAGCUAUCUUUAAUGCAACGCGGAAUGUUUCGAGGAAGCCACCCUCCGCCUGUUCCUGUAACUGGGAAUGGAUUUAAAUCAAUCGACUUAGGAAAAGAAAGUGAUUAUCGGACUACAAACGGUGCUAGACAUAUUAAACCGGACAAAUACGGGAAGUUAUAUAACACAGUGAGAGUGAAAAGUGAAGAUCGAUAUGACAGGUACAAUGAUAUUUUGUCGUUUAAUUCGGCUAGAGAUCGUAUUAGUGAGGAACGUGUGAUAAAUAACAAUAGUGUAUACUCGCGAAGUGCUAAAAGUUCAUCUAGUGGCUCAGAUUCUGACUUUUCAAUUCCUCGACCGAAACUUAUUGUUCCUGUUCAUACAUAUGGAACUCGGAAACGAAGGACCGGAAACCUUUGUCAACGAGAUAGUACCGCAACUGAAUCGUCCCUAGAUGCUGGUAUAUUACUCGACGUAACCCGAUUGGAAGAUAAUAAUUCAUUUGACCAAAAUGACAGUCGGAAUGAGGAUUCAGAGGGAAGAGUGGAGGUUUCACGGGAGAACAAGUACCUCAGUACGAUGGCACCCGGCAAGGUGUUCGGUGAACUGGCCAUUCUGUACAACUGCAAGAGAACUGCCACCAUCAAAGCCGCCACCGACUGCCGGCUGUGGGCCAUCGAGCGACAAUGCUUCCAGACCAUCAUGAUGAGGACUGGCCUUAUCCGACAGGCUGAAUACACAGAUUUCCUUAAGAGCGUACCGAUCUUCAAGGAUCUCCCAGAAGACACCCUCAUAAAGAUCUCUGAUGUUUUAGAGGAAACACAUUACCAGAACGGUGACUACAUCAUACGACAAGGUGCUAGAGGAGAUACAUUCUUUAUCAUCUCAAAGGGACAGGUCAAAGUAACGCAGAAACAGCCUAACAGCAACGAUGAGAAGUUUCUUAGGACUCUCACCAAAGGCGACUUCUUCGGCGAGAAAGCAUUACAAGGAGAUGAUCUGCGAACGGCGAACAUUGUCUGUGACUCACCAGAUGGCACCACUUGUCUGGUCAUCGACCGGGAGACUUUUAACCAACUGAUUUCUACCCUCGAUGAGAUUCGCACUAAAUAUAAGGAUGAAGGCGAUGAUAGACAAAGACUCAACGAAGAAUUCGCCAAUUUGCGUCUGUCAGAUUUGCGCAUCAUCGCCACAUUAGGUAUAGGAGGAUUUGGUCGAGUAGAAUUAGUGCAAAUUCAAGGGGAUGCCAGCAGAUCCUUCGCUUUGAAACAGAUGAAGAAGGCCCAGAUCGUUGAAACCAGACAACAACAGCACAUCAUGUCAGAAAAAGAGAUAAUGUCCGAAAUGAAUUGCGAAUUCAUUGUGAAGUUAUACAAAACGUUUAAAGAUCGUAAAUACUUGUACAUGCUGAUGGAAACUUGUCUCGGUGGAGAGUUGUGGACUAUUCUGAGAGAUAGAGGACAAUUUGAUGACUCCACAACGAGAUUCUAUACUGCAUGCGUUGUAGAAGCCUUCCACUAUUUACAUUCUAGGAAUAUUAUAUACAGGGAUCUCAAACCAGAGAAUCUUCUACUGGACUCCAAGGGCUAUGUGAAGUUAGUGGACUUCGGGUUCUCUAAGAAGCUGCAAGCCAGCAGGAAGACGUGGACGUUCUGUGGCACGCCGGAGUACGUCGCGCCUGAGGUCAUCAUGAAUAGGGGGCACGAUAUUAGCGCUGAUUAUUGGUCUCUAGGUGUACUAAUGUUCGAACUACUGACCGGGUCCCCGCCGUUCACGGGAGCGGAUCCUAUGAAGACGUAUAACAAAAUCCUCAAAGGUAUAGACGCGGUAGAGUUCCCCCGCAGCAUCACACGCAAUGCUGCCAACCUCAUCAAGAAACUGUGCAGAGACAACCCUGCUGAGCGACUUGGAUACCAGCGAGGGGGGAUCACCGAGAUACAGAAGCAUAAAUGGUUCGACGGCUUCAAUUGGGAAGGCUUGGCGCAACGCACGCUAGACCCUCCCAUCACACCUGUUGUCAAGUCCGCAGUGGACACUCACAACUUUGACCAAUAUCCCCCCGACGCAGACGAACCACCCCCAGAUGACCUAUCUGGGUGGGAUGCUACCUUC
This is a messenger RNA of Brenthis ino (lesser marbled fritillary), 3183 nucleotides long. The record is from the annotation of a GenBank genome assembly. Lineage: Eukaryota; Metazoa; Arthropoda; Insecta; Lepidoptera; Nymphalidae.